AUGGAUUUCGAGGACGACUUGUCGUCGACGAGCCCCUCCUCGUCGGCCAAUAGUCUUCGGAAACGCAAUAAUUCCGCCCGAAAGGCGUCCGACAUCAGGAAUAUCAUCGAAAAGCAAACCCAAGACAUACAGGAGGCGGGCGCUCACCUCCUGUGGCACCGGCACAGCGAUCAGUCGCCCAAAUACGAUGUGAUACUCAUUAUUACGCCCAAAGGCUAUCACAUAAUCGACUCGUUGGUCCAGAUUAUGGCCGACAAACUGCCCGAACUGACCGUCGAAGUGAAGCCUCACUCGCACUAUAAGGAACAGGCGUUUUAUAUCACCGCCGCCGACGACACACUCCUGUCCGGCGCCAAACAGUUAGGCUAUGAGCUGAGCGAACAGCACCGGACGUCCCACCCGUUGACCACACUCGAGAGGCAGACACUGAUAAUGCAUUUUCUCAAUACAUUGCGUUUCACCACUUCAGGAGACGAUCAGAAUUCGGCAAUCAUUCAAAACGAGUGGAAACGUCUGAAACUGAAACAUAAGGACCCGAUUGUACCGAAACUCAUUGCCCGCAAUCUUAUCAAACAAGUCCUGCCGCUACACAACGAGCACACAUUAUCACAACUGCGGACCCAAUGGGUCGCCGCUUUCUUCUCCCCCCAACCACUGGACACUAUUUGUCAAUACUUUGGCCAUAAGAUUGCCAUCUAUUUUGCAUUCUUAGGCUUCUAUACGUUUGCGUUGAUAUUUCCGGCCAUUUUGGGUAUUUUUAUCACGUUUUACGCCCACAGCAGUCCCUACGGCGAAGUCUAUGUCUUAUCAUUUGCUGUACUGAAUAUCGUUUGGUCGACAAUAUUCCUCCAGAAGUGGCGUCACAAUAGCCAACAACUGAUCCACGGAUGGAACUCCACUUUCAACCGGUUCGAGACCGGCGACGAACAGCUGGUCCGAAGACCACUCUUCCGCGACACGAGUUUUACCGAUUCUUUAAGUGUUGAAACCGAACGCAAAUUAUUUAAAUAUUUCAUUACUUAUCCAAUCAUUGGUUUCUGUUUGCUAUUCAUAUUCGGUGUAAUGAUUGCUGUGUUUAGGUUUCAGCUCCAAUUCAUGAACUCGUUUUUAUCCCUCUUUUACAUCGCUUUCUAUAUCGGAGAUAUGGAUAAACUUCAGGAGCAAUUGGCGACUCUAUUGAUCACACGUCAGGUGAUCGGUAACAUCAAAGAGUCGAUUGUGCCGUUCGUGUGGGAGUCGUACAAACUCUCGGCAAAGUUGCACAAAAUCCGUGUCAAUGAGAUCUCAUCGGUUGAAUUGGAGGCCAAUAUGCGGCGAUACGACAGCACUUUCGACGACUACCUCGAGCUCAUCAUACAAUUCGGUUACGUUAUGCUCUUCUCGUCCACUUUCCCGAUGGCCGCCGUCUGCGCCCUCAUUAACAACAUCAUUGAGAUCCGUUCCGAUGCCUUCAAACUCUGUGUCAUAUAUCAGCGGCCGUUCGGCGGCCAUCGGGUCCGCGAUAUCGGCCAAUGGGAGGACGUGUUGAACGCCAUCGCUUACAUCGCGAUUAUCGUCAACUGCGCUCUCAUCGCCAAAACCAGACUCAUCUCGAAGAUUGUGGGCAUCACUGAUGACGUUCAGCUCGUCCUCAUCAGUGUUGUCAUUGAGACAACAACCGAUGGAUCCGAUGGACAACCGCUGACCACUGACAUCAAUCAUCUCAUCCAUCACUGUGAUUAUGGCCUAAGAAUCUCAUCAUCGAAACGCUUCCCAUUAUCUGCCCGUUUGGCCACAAUUGACGCCAUAUUUCUCACUCAUUCUCAGCUACAUACACACCAAAGACAGCCGCGGUUUGGGUCUGCGGUACUGAUUAACACAUUGAUCGGUGAAGACAACGAUAUGAUGGACACCGAAAUGGAUUGCGAUCCCAGCGACGGGUCGGCGCCCUCCGGAGGUGGCAACAGAUCCACGCAUACCAUCCGUAAUCCAGGGCUCAGUUUCGUGGGCGGUCUCUCUUCGGCGACGGAACCGUCGACGCCGUACUCGACUCAGUCGUUGUCGCGUCGAUUGGCGCCCAACACAAUAGGCCUGCAUAUGAAUCCGUCGGCGAAGCUGUUGCUGAAUCAACGGCGAAGCAGUUCCGGUAUAUUCAUCACAAGUAUGUUUGGCUCCCGAUUCAGACACUUACAGAAACUGCAUUCGGAGGCCUUUCUGGGCCUCAACACCAUCUGUUUGCCGGGUCUCCCGAUUGGCGCCGUAUUCCGGUCGUCACUGCCGGCCACACCCGUCGCCACUCCCAUACACCGCGAGGCGUUUCAACAGUUCACAGAACAGGCACUCCGUGAGCGACUCUGUCGGACGCCGUCUCCGCGCAAGAAUCGCGGUUUCCUUUCGGCCAUCUCUGGCGCCGGCGACCAACAGAUGCGUUCGGUGUCGCCGUCCUUCAGUCAAUCGUCGGCCGGCGACGGCUUACACGACGUGUCGGACGUUCAGCCGAUGGACAUCGCGUCGCCGAUCGACGAGCCGGUCAUUGAGGACACCAAAGGCGAAGAGAGUACAAACGGGUCCAACCUUUACGGCGGUAGUGGUGGUGGCGGUGGAGGCGGCGAACACUACUUCGGUCACAGCCAUCGACUGCAUCGGACGCCCGCCGACACCGAUCCCGACGAACCGCCGGACGAAGCGAACCAACGGCGGCUUUUUGUAGGAAAUAUCAGUUAUAGAGGGACACUAAUCUCCGAGUAUGGAUUCAUAACAUUUAAACGUGUCUGUGAUGUGCAAACUGUGCUCAGCGCCGAUCCAAGUGAACUGGUUUUAGAUAACAGACAACUUCGGGUAAAUUUGGCCAAACCUAAAGUGUUUAAGCAAAUGAAAGCCGAAGUACAGGAGUUGAGUCGCGUUGCACAAGACACGCUACUCAUGGCCUUGGCGAUAAACCUGUUGGAGAAUCUGGUCGACCAAACAGUCCUCGAACUCGUGUGCAAACGAUGGCAGAGUCUGAUGGCCAGAAUCUGGUCCACAAGAUCUCACUUGUCAUUUACGUCGACAUUCUUUCGCUUUGAAGCUCCGGCUGUUUCUUGUCCUCUAUUGGAGACAUUAGUCUAUGACUCGGGAGAGACCACUGAUUAUACGGUCAAAAUUCUGGGUCAAAACUGUCCGAAUCUCAAGAGUUUAUAUCUGAACUGUUGUUCAAAUUAUGGCGAAGAGGGUCUUUGGUGGCUCCUCAAG
Medioppia subpectinata is the source of this 3210-nucleotide messenger RNA. The record is from the annotation of a GenBank genome assembly. Lineage: Eukaryota; Metazoa; Arthropoda; Arachnida; Sarcoptiformes; Oppiidae.